GGGAGGCUGUUGAUUGAUAGCAAAAGGGGCGGGAUCAAACAACAUUCUUUGUGCUCCUUGGUCAGAUUGGAGUCACGUGGCCAGUUUGGAAUGCUUCUGUUCGGGUACGGUAAACGACCGUCUACAUAUGGUGUAGAAUACCAGGAAAAACAGCUAAAGACAGAGCGGCCAGCGAAAGGAGCGAGGCUGCAAGUCUAACGACAACGGCACAGAAGAGCCAUUCAGAAGAGCAAGGGGUCAAAGGUGAGAAGAGCAGAGGGCACCAUGGAGAGUGAGCCGGGGGCCCUUGCCUCCAUGGCCAGCAGUACCGGAACCGCCACCUCCUCCACCGCCAGCCCCGCCAGCACCACAGCUGCCAGCAGCAGCAGUAGUACCACUAACACCAGUACUACUACAUCUACUUUGACCACUUCCACUAGCAGUAGCAAUAGUUGUAAUAGUAGUAGUAACACUAGCAUUUCUAGUAGUUCCAGUAGUAGUGCUACAACAGGAAGACAGGCAGUGCCUCAGAUAUCUGUUUACAGUGGGAUACCUGACCGCCAAACAGUGCAGGUGUUCCAGCAGGCACUUCACAGACAGCCUAACACAGCAGCACAGUAUCUGCAGCAGAUGUAUGCUGCUCAGCAGCAGCAUCUGAUGUUGCAAACCGCAGCCCUCCAGCAACAGCACAGCCUUAGCACGGCUCAGCUCCAGAGUCUGGCUGCUGUACAGCAGGCCAGUAUUGCAGUUGGUCGACAAAGCUCUUCACAGAAUGGCACUUCAUCUCAGCAGACAGGAUCUACUCAGGCUACAAUUAACCUGACCACCUCCCCAGCGGCAGCUCAGCUGAUCAGCAGGGCCCAGAGCAUUAGUUCCACCCCCACCAGUAUUUCCCAGCAGGCUGUUCUGCUGGGCAGCCCAUCCAGCCCCACUCUCACGCCCAGCCAGGCACAGAUGUACCUGCGUGCACAGAUGGCCCAGCAGAGUAACUUAGUGCAGGUGGCCAGGAGCCUGGGCCGGGCUGUUCCUCUGUCCCCUCAGCUCAUCUUCACUCCAACAGCCACAGUAACGGCUGUCCAGUCAGAGAUCACACAGGCCUCCUCACAGAAUCAGGUCCAGAAUUUGGCCAUUCGUGGCCAGCAGGGGGCGACAUCAUCCUCCUCACAGACUCAGACCCUGCAGGCUCUCAGUCUGAAGCAGAGCCCUGUGCCCAUACAAUCUGCCUCACUGAUCAAGAAUCCCAGCCAGGGGACCCAGCCCACCACAGGGGGGAAGGCCAGCUCCUCCGACAGCCCCUCUGAAGGAGGGAAGAAGGGGGAUGCUACAGCAGUCACAGAAGUCCGAGCUAUAAACAUGAGCCGCAGUGUCACAGCUGUCAGCGCUCAGCCCCUCAUUGCUCCAGCUUACACACACUCCCUGGUUCAAGGUUCCCAGAGGACUACGGGCCAGCUGCUGCAGACGGCCUCCAUUCAGCCAUCACAGCACCCUGUCCCUGUGCUGCCCAAACCCGCUCCACACCAGCCCUCCACGCCCAGCCAGCAGGCCACCAUCUUCCACUCCACCAUCAGCCCCCACGCCCUCCACUCCUCCCUCAGCCAUGCCAAAGCUCAGCCUGUCCAACUAACUGCCAUCAACCUUCAAAUACAGCCAACAGCCUCUCGACUGGUUCAGGACAGUAAAGAUAAGCCGACCUCACUUGUGGUCAGAGAGACGUGUCCGACUCCCUCCACGCAGCAGCAGCAACAACAACAACAACAACAACAACAACAGCAGAAGCAGCAGCAAGCUGUGCUUUCCCCAUCACAACCCACCAAGUCUGUAGAGCAGCCCAAGGUCGACACAGCCACCCCAGCUGUUCAACCAGAAGGUGGAGGCUCAAUCAAGAGACAGAGUGCUUCACCUGGGACCCCACCUCCAGCCAUGACCUCAGGAAAUGAGAGCGAGGCGCCCACUGUGACAGGCAGCACGCCGCAGAACGGAGAGAACAAACCACCCCAGGCCAUCGUCAAGCCCCAGGUCCUCACACAUGUCAUUGAAGGCUUUGUCAUUCAGGAGGGAGCUGAGCCGUUCCCUGUGUGCGUGGAGCGCCUGCCCGUUCUUAUCGACAGCCCAAAGAAGCUGGAUCAUCAGCUCUCCUCAGACCCUGACAAAACACCGGUCAGCAACGCAGCAAACAGCGACUCUGAGCCCGAGGACAUGAACCAGCCAGAUAAAGAACAGGAACCCAAGCUGACAUGUGAAUACUGCGGCUGGGUCGACUUUGCCUACACCUUCAAGGGCUCCAAAAGAUUCUGCUCCGUGGUUUGUGCAAAGAGGUACAAUGUAGGCUGUACGAAGAGGAUGGGCCUUUUUCAUCCGGAGAGGACUAAACCAACGAGUCGCUGGCGUAGAAAAGCUCAAGGCCGCUCUAAUGUAGAGGCCAAGAAGCAGAAGCUGUCUCCCUCACCACAGCAGACUCAGAGUGGUUCUGUAUCCUCACCACAUCCCUCACAACCUAGUCAGGAGGAGUCCAGCCCGUGCUCAGACAUGUCCAGCUACGAGGAGCCACCCUCUCCCCUGUCAGCAGCCAGCUCAGGACCCCUGGCUCCUGCCCCGGCUCAGGUCCUCAUCCGCCGGCAGCCGAGCCGGGCCUCCGACCAGGAGGGCUGCGCUGGGAGAGAUGCGCCUUCGCUUUCUCAGCGCUUUUUACCCAGCGACCCUGCUAAGUGGAAGGUGGAAGAAGUUUAUGAGUUCAUCCGAUCACUUCCAGGUUGUCAGGAGAUAGCAGACGAGUUUCGGUCUCAGGAGAUUGAUGGACAGGCUUUGCUCCUGUUGAAAGAGGACCACCUCAUGAGCACCAUGAACAUUAAACUGGGACCUGCACUCAAGAUCUUUGCACGCAUCAACAUGCUCAAAGACUCAUAGCAGCAGAGAGAGCGUGUGUGUGUGUGUGUGUGUGUGUGUGUACGUUGAUCUGAAUGUUUGUUUGUGUGUGAAAGAGAAGAGCAGGGCAAAAGAUGUUAACGUAGCACUGAUGGCACAAAGUACUGACUGCACUAUGACCUCACCUUCUCCAUGUUACUAGACCAGUUUCUUUUGCUAAAACUCAAACUCACCCGCAUCAGCUCAGUAACCUUGUGAUCAGUUAUACAUGUGGUUUGUGGAACUGUUGGUGAUUCAUUCAUUAAGAUAGUACCUGAAACAGUGUGAGCUAAGAAGCUGUUAGUCUGUGUUUACAUCAUCACCGGGGCAGAUGGACUGGUGGCUUCACUUCUGGGGAGCUGUCACAUUGUCCAUCUUUCUGUACAGUCUAUGGUUUACAUGCACUCAGAGGAGUUAAGCAGGUUUUAUGCCACUUAGAAGCAACGUAGGCAGUGAACUAAAUUGAAAUCAGGAGCCACAGUGACAGGAAUGAGACAGCGAGGUGUUUGGACAAAGUGGGCACAUGUAGUGAAGAGACCUAUGACGGACAGAUCCACACUGCAUCAUGUUCCUAGACCAGCCAGUCCAUGAUGUCAUCCCCAUUACAUCCAACCUGCACUGUUGGAGCCUGGUUCGUACACAGCAUUGCCCUCUGUGCCUAAAGAAGGAAAGCCCGUCACAUGUUCUGAACUGCUGUCUAUAGGCACUGGGUGAAGUUCAGCAUUUGUGGCGGCGUGCUCAAGACCAUCACAGAGUCCACUGCUUUUGCCAUCACCUGUUGCCAGAGCUGGUCAUUAGCUUUGUUGGAGCAGGAAACAAACCAACCAAACCACCCAAGGCAGCAUCAGGGCUCCUCAACCCAACACAGGACUGGCAGCUGCUGGCUAAUCUGGCUCAACAGCUCAGUUUGAGGAGAUCUCUGAGAGGAAAAGGGAGAUGUAUGAUGGCCUGGUCAGUGGCUGCCACAUGCAAAGCUGUAAGGUCAGAUGCAGGUGUCUUGCAGUCCAGUCCCAUUGUCGGGCCUUCGCUGCACUUGGCAUCACAGGAGAGAAGACGAGGAAAGCCACAGCACAGAGCCUCGAGUAGGGCUGUACGAUAAAUCAUUUUGUGUGAUUUGGCUCUCUGUGCGAUCUCAGCAAGGAUAAGGGAGCGCUUCGUUUGAUACAGACACGGUAGAGUCAUUGUCACUUGAGACUGAGCUCACACAGGGAUCUAAAUCACACUCACAAAACAUUGUAUCAUGUAGCCCUAGCCUUGAGAUGGCUACGGAUUGAGAGGGGGAAUCUGUGGUCAACAGCCAGCUGCAGCAGAAGCUGAGGUCUGAUCAACCCCACCUGGGUCAACUUGGCGAGGGUGGAUGAUGUUUGAAAGAUCCAAAAUGCCUGGUGACGCCUGGUAACAUCACUGAUGAUCUGCUCUAGAUAAGAAUCAGAAGAUCAGUAGCUGUGCCAAAUUCCAAAAUGUAGACUCUCAUAUUACAUGAGAAUAUUGGAAGUAACAAGCAAGCUGUGUCUGGAUGUCUACUGGAUAAAGAAACGCAUGUUAAUGCUGGUGCAGAACAUCAUGGUCACACUGCUUUCAGACGUGGGGGUGGUCUGCCUCACACUGUGAUCAGAUCUCAGCCAGGUGUAAAUACCAUCUAUACAGUAUUUAUUUUGGCCUUUUAUGCUCUUAUUAGGGAGACGACAGUAGGAAACUUGAAAUGUGACCUAACUAUGAUUACGUUCAUAUUACAUGCUGAAAGAGAUCAUAAAGAGAUUGGAUCUGACUAAAAAUCGGACUUGAACAUUAAGGCCUGUAUUGUGAACCUAGCCCAAGGUCCUUACAGUCGGAAGGUGCCUGUCAUAAGGAGGUAAAGCAGAGCUCAUACAACAGCAUUGCUUUCCUUGAUCUGAGACCUGCUGUGCUGUGUACUUGUUUUACAUUUUAAGAUCUGAUUACAAUGCUGGCAGCAUUAAGAUGGAUAACAAGAACACUCAUUAGUACUGGGUGUAGGUGCAAAGACCUUUAUCAAAUAUUAACCAGAUAACACAUCAAUAUAGCUAAACAGAGAUUAAGUGAUAAUAGCGGUUGUGCUGUAAACGGGGUGUCAGGUUUCCCCCAGGAAGCAGCUGUAGCCAUUCAAUGGGAAAACAGUGGAGAAGAUGGAGCUAAGGUGCCUGGGUUAGGUCAUACUGCAACACAGUCGUUGCUGAAAUGAGGUACUGAGAUAAACACGAGUGAAGUCUGAAUUUAUUAGUAUAUUAGAUGUUAUUUGUACGGUUUUGUUAGUGUGUGAAAUGGCCAUGUGACAGGGAGCAGAAGAUUGCAUUCAUCAAUUUGCUCAUUUUUAUUCAGUCGAGGAUCAUUUGCCUGUUCUCAUAACAAGACUCUUCAAGCAGCUUCUUUUAUGGCAUUGAUCAUUCAGUUCAGGGGGAGCUCACUAGUUUUCUACUGUAAAUUUACAAAUUAUGUUUACCCCUGCUUUUUCAAAAUGAUUUCCUAAAAUAUAUCAGUUUCUUGUCUCAGCUUCAUAGGAGAACACUAAGUUAUCAAGGAACAAGCUGGGUACACUGCGCUCUUCACAGCUCUGCAUUUGGCACUUAAUGGUUUGUUUUUUUUUGCUUUAAUAUGAAGAGACACCUAAAGUGAGACUGGCAUUUGUGCAGCAGUUCAAACAAGCUUAUACAUUUACAUAGCAGCUCAAGCGAUGAAAAAGGACUGUGUGAAACUAAGCUAUCCUUAUUAUUUUAAAACAAAAUUUAAUGGUGUUUAAUAUUUUGAAAUAUGCAAAUAUAUAAAUAUCUUAGCCUGAGAGGAGUUUUUUUAAUGCUGUUUUUUUUUUUUCUAAUGGGGAAAAAAUAUCUAUUUCUGUUUUAUGGCUGUGAUGGAAGGUCAGCUUUUUAGGUAAUGCUUUGUUAAAUGCUUGUAUUUAACACAACAGUUUGUUACACACCAUUUUACAGUUAUAAAUAAUUUGCAGUAUAGUUCUUGACAUGUGUGUGUGUUUGUGUAGAAAAAGUUAUUUUGAACUGGACAGGGUUAUAGUUCAUUAUACUCGCCUACAGAACGAGGGUGGAAACGAUGCUGGUACAAUCCCUGUGAGCUUUUACACAACAACCGUCAAAACAAACAAAAAAAAACCCCGCCAGUGCUGGUAGUCUUCUGAUGAAUUAGUGAAUUUAUGAUGAUGUUAUUCUGAAGGAGAAACUGUUCACCUUCAGUAUUUUAAUCUCUACCACAGUGCCUUCUCAAAGACGGAUCAGAUUUAUAGGCAGCCAACACUCCAAUCGGGUUACAUACAAGAGAGAUGAAAGUGGGCAGGUCUGAGUAAUUCCAUCUUAACACUUUUCACAGGUCUGAGUAAUUCCAUCUUAACACUUUUCACAGGUCUGAGUAAUUCCAUCUUAACACUUUUCACAGGUCUGAGUAAUUCCAUCUUAAUACUUUUCACAGGUCUGAGUAAUUCCAUCUUAACACUUUUCACCACUACAGUUUGGAGGGAAUAUCAGUGUCGCUGUGACGUCUUGCCAUGCUUGAGAUUUGAGUUGUCAGUUUCACCAAAAAUGUUCUGUCUUCUCAUGUGGCUUCAUCUAAAUAAUUGUUGAAAACUGAAAGAGGUUUGUUUGUCCCACAUUUCACAAAAAAAGGUAGCAUUAAAUCAGAUUUUGCAUUAGAGCCUCUGUUUUUAUCCUCUCCUGUUGAUCAUUUAAGACCCUUCAGAUUUAUCUUGUAA
This is a messenger RNA of Monopterus albus (swamp eel), 6595 nucleotides long. RefSeq names its product polyhomeotic homolog 2b (Drosophila) (gene phc2b). Gene Ontology annotation, biological process: negative regulation of DNA-templated transcription. Gene Ontology annotation, cellular component: nucleus; PRC1 complex. The record is from RefSeq and is a predicted model, not a curated record. Gene Ontology annotation, molecular function: histone binding; chromatin binding; zinc ion binding. Lineage: Eukaryota; Metazoa; Chordata; Actinopteri; Synbranchiformes; Synbranchidae.